AGAAGUAAACGCGGAGAAGUCAACUGUAAACGACCUCAAGGCUAUAGUGUUGAAAAGUUGAGUAACUGAAUUUUCACGUGGUUAAAGAUAUCGAAAUCAACCUGACUGUUUUAUAUAGUAUUUAUCAGUCAUCAUAUUAUGACAAUAGACGAUCCAGACCUUGAGGCUGGGAAGAAUAUCGAUGUCGAUGAACUGCUAGCAUCAUGUAUGUUGUAUUGUUUACGAUUAAUUGCGUAAAUUAAUGAAAAACAGUUACAAUAGAGUUACCGGAUGAACUUACCGAUCCUGAGAAGGCUCUACACAGAGAAAUGUUGUUGCUUAAGCAAAUGAGACGAACACUAAGUGACAUUGACUAUGAAAUUAAAAAAUGCGGGCGGAAAGAAGAAAAGUCAAAAGCAAUGAAACCAAGAGAGAAAGCUAAAGAAGAAGCAAUGAAACUCCUUAAAUCAGGAGCAAUAUCAAUCGAAAACAAAAACGAACGCCAUACAUUUAAGCGUAAACCUAAGGAAAUUGAAGAAGAUGAAACACCUGGACCUAAUGUAAACUCGAAGGUGAAACAGCCACUUUACCGCAAUUUCCUUCCUGGUCCAACGCUCAACCCAGUGCAGUCAAAUGAAAAGAAAUCAGAUGACAUAAUUAAAAUAGAAGUCUCAGAAGCAAAUUGUACUCAAGUUGCUGAACCCCCUACAACUAAAAGAAAACAACAGUUUUGCCUACAACCAGAUGUUAAAAAUUUAGAUACGGAUCAGGUAUCGGACAUUUCAGGUGCAUGCUCAGUCAGUCAGUUACAUUCUCCGAAUAGGCCGAUGCAUCCUACCUUAUACGUUGGAUAUCACAAUAUCAAUGAACCUUUCAUUCAUGAUGUUUUUAAGCCAUAUGGCAAUGUUAUAAAGGUUAAGAUCGGCGAUCCUCCGAAUCAUGCAUAUGUUACAAUGGCUACAAAUCAAAUGGCAGAAAAUGCAUUAAAGUUAGAUCAUCAAAUGGUGAGCAAUCGUCUUCUGCGUGUCUCAUAUGCUCGCAGACCUUUUCAUCCGAAGCCAUUUUCGCCAAUGAAGUAUAAUAUGGGUCGAUCCUUCCGAAAAGCAGCGUCCUUUGAACAUUCUUCAAUUGAAGGAUCUUCACAUAGUCUAUCACGUGAACCUAAUCGGGAUCUGGUCACUUAUGAAGAUUUGUACUCUGAGAAAUGAAAUGUACAGCUACCUUAAAUACAAUUUUCCUGAUAUUAGUGUGUUUAUUCCUCCCUCUGUUUGCAUGCUUAAAUAUUGUGUUAACUAUGUUCUCAUCUUUUCAAUAAACUG
Heterobilharzia americana is the source of this 1298-nucleotide messenger RNA. Lineage: Eukaryota; Metazoa; Platyhelminthes; Trematoda; Strigeidida; Schistosomatidae. The record is from the annotation of a GenBank genome assembly.